Messenger RNA from Drosophila serrata, 869 nucleotides. Its product is annotated as gamma-interferon-inducible lysosomal thiol reductase. Lineage: Eukaryota; Metazoa; Arthropoda; Insecta; Diptera; Drosophilidae. The record is from RefSeq and is a predicted model, not a curated record. Gene Ontology annotation, molecular function: oxidoreductase activity, acting on a sulfur group of donors, disulfide as acceptor.
GAACUAAAAUCGAAUCCGACGGUCGCAUAAACUUGGGCUUGGCAUUCGUCGAAGGCAGGCCAACAGCGGACACACAAACCUUCAUUAUCGCACCCAUCGAAGGAAGGCCAAUUGAUUUACGUAGAUAAAACCAACAACAUAUUGACCAAGCAUGUUCAGGUUAACCACUACCUUAAGCUUUAUGCUCCUGAUCCUGAGUUGUGGCUGGGCGGAGAUAGAGGAGAAGCCCCGGGAAAAGCGUCAGGCGAAUAAGAUUCACAUAACGUUGCUCUACGAGUCCCUGUGCCCUGACAGCAGGCAAUUCAUGCAUCAACUGGGUCCCGUGUACGAAGAGUUCCAGGAUUACAUUGACAUUCUGCUGGUUCCCUUUGGGAAGUCACAUUCCGAGCGAAAUGGAGCGAUCUUUCACUGCCAGCAUGGACCGCCCGAAUGCUUGGGAAAUCGGCUCCAGAGUUGCGUCAUCAACAGCACCGGAAACCAGGCGGCGCAGGUGAAAUUUGUGGUGUGCCAGAUGCUGGCUCCGGACUACUCCCGCGUCGAUCAGUGCGCCAGGGAGGCGGGUCUGCUCAGUGACGUUGACCACUGCCUGUCCAGUGAGACGGGGACCAAGCUGCAGCUGCAGGCGGAGCUGGUGACCAAACAAUACAGGCCAAGCUUCGUUCCCACCAUCGUCUACAAUGGCGUCUUUGAUCAGCAGCUGCAGGACCAUUCGCUGCGCGAUUUCCGCGGCACGGUGUGCCAUGUGUUGCGUCAACAAAACUUGCUGCCCAACAGCUCCGCAAUCUGCCAGUAGAUCUGCUAAAUGUUCACUGUAACUGCCACAAGAUUGGAAUGAAAUUAAAAUUCACUAACUGGUUUCUGCGAUCGAA